Molecule: messenger RNA, 723 nt
Organism: Didymella exigua CBS 183.55
Lineage: Eukaryota; Fungi; Ascomycota; Dothideomycetes; Pleosporales; Didymellaceae
Exons: 3
Coding region: 1-723 (240 amino acids)
Source: RefSeq, a predicted model, not a curated record
AUGACCGAGAACAAUGCGCUGCCGGCCAACAUGGACCUGGAUGCCAUCCUCCGGACGCUCGCUAGUCUACCAAAGCCUGAAGAUCAGCAAGGACAACCCCAACCGCAAGACACUUAUCUACUGCAGCAACAUAUCACAGCAGACCCACGUCUAGCUGGACGAUCAUCACAAUCUCAGUCCAUCCCGAAGCCCCAGGUCCGGUCUGCUACGCUCCUAAUCGAUCCUGCAACCAUCAUCGACUGGAAGCAAGGUCUCCGAUGCGUCAGCAAGAUCGCUGCGCAAAACCCGCAGUUUUCUGUCUCGGUGCAAAAGUUGAUCAAAGAUCAAGAGGGCAACGUUAGACAGUGGGAGGCUGGACGAAAGCGACUCAUCGAGGAACAAGUGCUGAAGAAGGAGAAUGAACAAACACACCGAGCUGCACUAUCAUUACCAGGUCUCUUGGAUAACACACCUGUACUUCGCACAACCGAGUGCGAACAGGAAGAGCUCAGACAAUAUGAAGCCAAAGUAUACCGCGCCAGCAAAGCGAUGGUCGAAUCGCAGUCUUCGUCGUUGAAGGUCCUCGGCGUGCCGUUCUUUGGCGUGCGGCAGCACCUUCUCGCAAGUGAUGACGAAGAACUUUCCACAGGUUCUGAUGGCAACCCUACAAAGGUCACCCAGAACCAGGUCUUGGAGCUCCAACGGAAGAUGUUGACCCAUCUGCUAGACUUGUAUGGCGACUAG